CCAAAGAAGAAAAUGAUGCGUCAGUUUUGGAGAGCUGGUUUUAGUUUACAUGAGGAAAUAGUGAGAAAUUAGUGUCUAAUCCAGUCAUUGUAUUGUUAUUAAAUAUCAGUUAUAUUUUUUGGCCAUCAACAUCUUUCCGACUGUAUGUACCUAUAUGUAGCAUAUAUUAUGUUUGGUUAGAUGAACUGCUUUACAGCUCUAAUCAACUUUGUUUUGUAGUGAUCAUGAAGGUGUCAAGCUGUUCGUCGUUUACAUUUUGGAGUUUUGUGUUUUUUUGUGGACUUUUUGUUAUUGCCUAUGCAAACAUCAAGAACGAUGAUCAUGAGGAAUGGAUCGACCCAUAUGACAUGCUCAAUUAUGACCCGACCACAAAACGCAUGAGAAACCCCCCAGAGUCUGCCAGUUACAGCAAUGUGCCAACCAAGAGGAGGGAAUUCAGUACAGACCCUAGUGGCGGAAUGCAGAACACAGUCCAGUGUCCUGAUGAUUGCACCGAUAAACUGAGUAUUUUGCAGAAAGAGGUUGAUGAAUACAAAUUGAGGGGGAGCGCCAUCUUUCAGCAGCCAACAUGUGCCAAUGCAGUGUUCAAGCGUUUCCUGUCCAGGCUCCUUAAAGAAACUGCAAAGCUUGGCCUGCCUGAUGAUGCAAAAACAUUCAUGCAUUAUGACGCUGAGGUGAAGCUUUCCAAGCAAACGGUGGCAGAGAUCCAGAAGCUUUUGAAAGAUGAGAACAGCUGGACCACUGGAGCCAUGGAUGAGGCUCUCUGUCAAAUUCUGAUCAACUUCAAACUCCAUGACCACGAAGCCUGGAAGUGGCGAUUUGAAGAUACCUUUUAUGUAGAAAUUGACACUGUCAUGAAGGUUGCUUUGUGUGUUCUGAUCGUGACAGCUGUUAUCUGCACUGAAGUUUGGUCUGUCGUGUCCUGGUUUGUCCAGUUCUGGAGAAUGUUUGCUGUCUGCUUUUUUAUCAGCUUGAUCUGGAACUGGUUCCAUCUUUAUAUGAUUGCCUUUGCUGAGCACCAGAAGAACAUUGUGCAGAUGGAGAGCGCCAAUGCGAAAUGUACUGGGCUGAAACAGAUGGACUGGAAGGACAGUUUGUCAGAGUGGUACAGACGUACAUGGACUCUUCAAGAUGAUCCAUGCUCAAAGUUUUAUGAAGUCCUGGUGGUGAACCCAAUUUUACUUGUACCUCCAACAAAGGCUUUCACAGUAACCAUAACAAGCUUCAUCACAGAUCCCCUGAAGCACAUUGGGCAGGGCAUCAGUGAGUUCCUCAUAGCCUUGCUAAAGGAUCUGCCGGUCACUCUCCAAAUACCUGUGCUUUUCAUUAUUGCAGUAGCCAUCUUUGUGUUUAUGUAUGGAAGUGCUCAAGCAGCUAUGUACCAUGCAGUACCCUGGCCCCGCCUUGGUCACCGUCAGGACCCACCACCCCCUGCGGUAGGGCAACACCAAGCUCCGCAACUAAUGAACAAUGGGGGAGCCUGGGGCGGAGGUGAUGCCCCACUGCCACUACAGAGGCAACACCAAGCUCCGCAACUAAUAGACAAUGGGGGAGCCUGGGGCGGAGGUGACACCCCACAGCCACUACAAAUGCACCAGGAGGCCAACAGGAUCAAUCAAGCAGGAAACAAUGCUAAUGUCCCUCAACCAGCUGACAGAAGCAAUCAAAGCAUGGAUCUCCGACAUCGAUUUGCUAGCAGGUCUGGACAGGACCAGACGGUGCGGGUGGAAACACUGCGAUCGACAGGCAGCAUGUCCAGCCAGGAUGAGACUGAUCUUCAACAAAAGAAACAAGAAGUGGAACCUACCGUAGAGCUAGAGACUAAAGUGGAAGAUGUUAAAAGGGGGGUAAAAGAGAAUAAUCCAUCUCCCAUUGACGAAAAGGAGCAAGAAGAUAAACAGACUCUAGACACAAGUGAGAAUGUGCCCACAAGCAAUGUGUCUUCUCAACAAAUUGAUGUGAAAACAGUUGGAGUGAAUCAAGGGAAUGAUGGACACCAUCUAUCAAAAUCAACAUGACCUCAACAAUCAAUGAAGGUGUGCGAGGCAUUGUCAGACGGAGUCCCGGUCUUCAAAGAGGAAUAUGAUUCAAGAUUUAGGUCUCCAGUUCAAGAAACAGGACAAUAAAACUUUAUUAGAACUGCUUUAUCAACAGUGCUUUCUGUUAUUACUUUCUUUAAACAUUAAACAAUACAUUUUCUAAUUUGACUUAUUUCCUUUGACAUUUCUUCUGAAAUGGAAAUAUAUAUUUUAGUACUCUUUCUUUCUCUAUGUUUGUUUUGGAGGAAGUGUUAAAAUCUGCUAAACUAAUCUAAAAAAAAAAUUGUAUUCUUUGAAUGGCUUCCGGUUGUGGUGCAGUGCUGAGUAGUAAUGUGGUAUAUGUAAGAGCUGUCUGUAUCAGAAAGCCGUGAUGAGGGGAAGCUAGCCCCAGGCUGUCAGAUAUCGGAGGCUGAGUUUUGAAGUACAGAGACAGUGGUGCUCAAUAAAGCUGCAAGUGAGAUGUCCUUCAAGCAAUUAUUAAGCAGAAGGCAGAGUUCCUGGCCAAAUUUGAGUUAGUGCUUACCCUCUUAACGGACACCAAGAACCAAAUCUGUGACUGUUCCGAUAGACUGACUAAAGCAGAAGAUAAUAUUUCAGACAAAGGAUACAAUUUCUAAGCUCCAAACUAUGACCAAAAGCCUUGAAGAAUUGAGACACUGACCUCGAAUGCAGUUGAUCUGGAAAACCAUUGUCAAUGUUCCAAUUUAAGGCUGGUGGAGUUGCUGGAAAAAUGUGAAAUGCUGGCUACCUGAGGCUUUGGGGAUGGAACUGCUUUGCUCUCCACUGACCAUUGAACGAGCCCAUAGAAUUGCGAGUUCUAGACUGAAUGAUAAAGCACCAACGAUUACUGGGACAAAGUCCUGAUAAUGAACACUGUUAGAAAUACAUCUACAUUUGGCCUCUCUGACUUCAAAUUCUUCAGAAAUAUUUUGUAGGUUUGUUUCUUUGAUUUUUGUACAGCAGUGUUGUGUUUUCUGUUGUGAUAUACAAUAUCUCUGUGAUGAUCCGAUUGUACCAAACAAGCUCGCUUGAACGCCCCAUCUCAUGACUGGGGGCAGCGUAACUGCUGCUCUCGUGCACUCUCAAGAUCACGCACAACGAGAGCAACAGUUAGUUUUCAGUUUGUUUCUUAGCAAACCUUAUUGUAUGCCUUCAGAACAUAAUUUAUUAGAAUUCUAAAUUAUUAUUUUGUGUCCUUUUUAAAACUUGAAGAUGUGGUCACCAUAAACUGCCAUUGUAUAACAUCAUUAAGCAGUUCAUUUUUUCUAAAUUUGUUCCUUUGUGUACUGAUAAAAAUGAAAGACAUUGGUUUAGAACAAGAUGAGGGUGAGUAAAUAAUAA
This is a messenger RNA of Myxocyprinus asiaticus (Chinese sucker), 3380 nucleotides long. Its product is annotated as chloride channel CLIC-like protein 1. Bases 225 to 2018 code for a protein of 597 amino acids. Gene Ontology annotation, cellular component: membrane; endoplasmic reticulum. Lineage: Eukaryota; Metazoa; Chordata; Actinopteri; Cypriniformes; Catostomidae. The transcript has 12 exons. Gene Ontology annotation, molecular function: chloride channel activity. The record is from RefSeq and is a predicted model, not a curated record.